AUGGUUGAUGGAAAGGUGAGAUUCAAACGGCAAGGUGGGAGAACUAUGAAGAAAAAGAUUGAAAACAUCAGAGAGGUAGAGCAGUACGAUGUUGUGGUCAAUUGUACAGGUAUUGGAGCAAGAUCAUUGGUCAAUGACGCUGAAGUUCAGCCAAUCAGAGGUCAGGUUAUACGAGUGCAUGCACAUUGGAUCAAACACUUUGCAAUCACAGCUGAUGCAGGACAUUCAUCAUAUGUGAUACCUUGUGCCAAUAAUGUACUUCUUGGUGGAACUACACAAGUCGGUAACUGGAAUCUCAAGAUUGAUGAGAAUGACAAGAAGAAGAUAUGGGAAGGAUGUUGUAAAAUGUACCCAAGUUUAAAGCAUGCAAAAUUAGACUAUGACUGGGUGGGUUUGAGACCUUCGAGAACUAGUGUCCGACUAGAGAAAGAAAUCAUGAAUAUUAAUGGUAGAGAAAUUAAGGUUGUUCAUAACUACGGGCAUGGUGGAAGUGGUGUUACAUUUCAUUGGGGCUGUGCUCAGGAUACCACUACACUUGUAUCUCAACUAUUAGGUGUGAAGACCAGAAGAACACCAACCGCUAAACUAUAG
Molecule: messenger RNA, 591 nt
Organism: Saccoglossus kowalevskii
Lineage: Eukaryota; Metazoa; Hemichordata; Enteropneusta; Harrimaniidae
Product: D-aspartate oxidase-like
Biological process (GO): D-amino acid catabolic process
Cellular component (GO): cytoplasm
Molecular function (GO): FAD binding; D-amino-acid oxidase activity
Source: RefSeq, a predicted model, not a curated record